Messenger RNA from Cloeon dipterum, 2493 nucleotides. It is a transcript of the gene Ttd14, whose product is annotated as TRPL translocation defect 14. Gene Ontology annotation, molecular function: phosphatidylinositol binding; phosphatidic acid binding; GTP binding. Gene Ontology annotation, biological process: photoreceptor cell maintenance. NCBI's taxonomy places the organism in Eukaryota, Metazoa, Arthropoda, Insecta, Ephemeroptera, Baetidae. Bases 223 to 1554 code for a protein of 443 amino acids. The record is from RefSeq and is a predicted model, not a curated record. The transcript is spliced from 11 exons.
ACACGCCUGCGCAUUCGUGCGCAGACAAUGGGAGACCCUGAAAUAUCACAACAGAAAACGGUGUGCUCCUCGCGUAGGGUGGGAAGAAGUAGAGGAAGAAUGGCCAAAAAUAUCUGAGCUCCAACACAAAAGCUCACUCGGCGAUUGUUGAAUGGUGGAGUAUGUUUUGAUCGCUCGCGAGUGCUGCUCAGUGCUGCUCCGGUCAGGAUCUACCUCUCAACCAUGGAGUCCCAGCAAAGCCGCAAAGUCUACCGAGUUGUGCUCACCGGAGGUCCGUGUGGCGGGAAGACGACUGGACAGUCAAGGUUGUGCACGUUCUUUGAAAACUUGGGAUGGAAGGUGUUUCGAGUGCCAGAGACAGCAACGGUUCUGCUGAGUGGUGGCAUAAGGUUCAGUGAGCUGUCUGAGGAAGAUGCAAUGAAGUUCCAAGAGAACCUGCUGAAGACGAUGGUGCAGAUUGAAAACACGUUUUUUGAACUGGCUGACACAUGCUCGCGAAACUGCCUGAUCAUCUGCGACCGCGGAGCGAUGGAUGCGUCGGCCUUUAUUUCCAAGGACAAGUGGGAGUACUUGCUCGGCAAGAACUACUGGAACGAAAUCGAGCUGAGGGACACGAGAUACAACCACAUCAUCCACAUGGUUUCUGCUGCGAACGGUGCUCAGGCCUUUUACACCUUGGAGGACCAUUCGUGCAGAAGCGAGGGCGUUAGUCUGGCUCAAGAGCUGGAUCAGAACGCUGCCGCGGCAUGGAUCGGACACCCCUACUUUGAUGUCAUUGACAACACUACAAACUUUGAGCAGAAAAUCCGCAGAAUGAUAGAGUGCGUGUGUCACAAACUGGGAGUUGAUACUGGCGAUCGGCUCAAGGUGAACGCGAGGAAACGCAAGUUUCUCGUGCAGGGACCUUUACCGCCAGAUGAGGCGUUCCCCAAAUUUUCAGAUUUCGAUGUUGUGCACCACUACCUGCAAACCAGCACACCGCACAUGCAGGCCCGUCUGCGGAAACGUGGCCAAAAUGGUCACUGGAGCUACAUUCACACGAUCCGUCGACCGGCCGUGGAGAAUCAAGUUGUGGAAGUAAAGACGCAGCUGUCCCAACGCGACUACCAGAACCUGCAGGCUCAGGUUGACGAGUCGCAUUUCACCGUGUAUAAGACGCGACGUUGCUUCAUCGUCACUGUCAACUUUGUGCGCAGGGGCAGCGAAGAGAACCUGGAUCAGCCAGAGAUUUGCCAGCAGAGCCAGUACUUCCAGUUGGACAUCUACCAAGAGCCUGGUCAUGAAAGAUGUAAAGGCUUGAUGCUCUUGGAGACAUACACCUCGCUAGAUGACGAAGGCAUUAAAAAAUGCUUGCCCAAGUUCUUGAACGUUGUGGAUGAAGUGACUGGAAAGCCAGAGUAUUCAAUGUUCAACCUGUCGCUCAAGGAGGACUGGAAGAACAGCAAGAAGUACUGCAGUUACAUGCCAGUCAAUGGGCAGGAUCCACACCUGGUGAAACUUGCUCGACAGAAAAGUCAGCCGUGCCAACACAUCAACGGGAAUGCUUCAACUUAAGUUUUCUUGAAAAAAAAAUCAAUAUAAUGGUUAAUGGUUACCCGAGCGUUGAAAAUUCUACUUUUUCUGUUCAUUUGCUACUAUUACUGUAUCGUUAAGAAAUGGCAAACCGAGUUGUAUUUAUAAAAAACGCUACUUAGCGCGGCAAGUAAUUAUUACUAUUAUGAUCUUACUGACAAUGUCCUGUUUGGAUGAUUUUAUAUACACAAUGCACUUGCUUGAAAACCGAGGAGUGUUUUGUCUGCAAGGCAAUUUUGAGGAUAUUACAGUUAUUACAAAAUGUAUUUCCCCUUCAGUGGGAGUUGAAAUCACUUAGUGCAAUAUUUUUGUAAAUUCAAGCAUUCUCUGCAACAUGUUAUUUUUCGUAAGAUCAUGAAUAUGCAGUUUUUCAUAAAAAAAUCACGAUUGUAUUUUGAGCAAACCGCUCGAGCCUGUGGCCAAGUCCUUACAAUUCGUCUUGAAUGACUUUCAGACAUCUCUGUACGCUUAUCACAUUUAACUUUGUUUCUAUUUUAACGUGAGAGUCGUGCAUAGGAAUUUGUAGCCUAGUAAAGAAGAGUUACUAAUAUUUUCUGUUAGUUCAGUGACUCGCGUUGUAUUCCGAGCAUUUUGUAGCGGAUUUAAUUUUCAGCCCUUCAACCGUGAUGUGCUGUAGGCUAAUAAUUUUUAGACUUUAAUCAGCGGCACUGGUGACUCUACAAAUCGCAGCAGGCAACAAGAGCUCUGCGAUGCAAAGCAGUUCAUCUGCUCUUAAGUAUUGUCCCGUCUGCACCUAUAAUUAAAUUCAAAAAUUGCAAAAGUGUAGUAAAGCGAUUUACACCAUCGUAGCGAAUCAUUUCUUGGUGCCAUAUAAUUAGGUUUUUGUUAAUAGCCCCUUCCUAUGUCUGAUAGAAGUUUAUUCGUAUGGGAAGAGAAAAAUAAAAAAAUGCAAUUUCUUUA